AUGGAAGAGCAGCAGCAUUACGUGUCUGCUCCACCCACACCUCUUGGCCUUCAAGAUAAGAACGAGUCGACCGCCAAACCAACCACCACCAAGCUGUUCAGUCAGCUGCCGAACCCUCUCGCCACUGCAUCCAUUUUGUCUAUCAUGGUGGUGCAUUGGCUGCAGCCUCUGGUCGUGCUCGGAGCCAAGCACGUUCUCGAGAAAGAGAACAUCUGGCCAGUGUGCGAAAGCGACUCGUGUACGUCGCUUGGAACCCGGUUUCUCAAGGUGUACAAGCCGCACAAGAAGCUGCCGUUCGUACUCUCACCCGUCGCCAUUGCUUUUAUUGCCACGUUCAAACGCGAGAUAGUCGUUGUGCUUGGCAACUGCUUGUUGUACAUUUUCGCGCUGUCCAUGCAAUCCGGAUACUGGCUAGUGGCUAUCAUGGCGGUAGCAUCAAUUGUUGCAGUGAGCUCACUCAACUACGCGUUCUUCGUUUCAUCUAGAACGGGUGCUAACAUGCGAUCGCUGGUCAUGGAUCUGGUGUACCAGAAGUCCCUACGUCUAUCGUGUGUGGCGCGUCAACAGUAUUCAACAGGCGAGGUGUUGACACUCAUGAGUGUUGAUACCGAACGUGUAUUCACUGUGAUGAUGGAGAGUCCGUGGCUUGUGGUCGGACCCGUGAGUUUCAUCAUUUCCGUUGUACUCGUCGGGUUUCUCUUCGACUUUUACUCUGCAGCGGGUGGAGCUAUCGCUUUGAUCGUUAUCAGCAUUAUAUCGGUGCAGUUGGGCAAUACCAUUGCACGGAUUCAGCACGAUCUUCUGACUGUGAUCGACGAACGUGUGAAAGUCACGUCCGAGUCGUUGCAAGGGAUUCGUGUCAUGAAGUUUUACGCUUGGGAAGAAUCGCUCGCACUCCGCGUCGAGAAGAUUCGCGCCAAGGAGAUUACGCUGCUGCGCAAGUUCCACCGGUACCAAGUCGUCAACACAGUAAUGCUCUUCCUCACUCCGGCGUUCCUGUCUGGAGUUACACUUGGAAUCUGCGUGGCUGUCAAUGACACCAUCUCGGUUAUCGAUGCCUUCACUCUCAUCGCCAUGGUCAACAUCUGCCGAACUGCGUUGAUCCAGCUCCCUGUCGCCAUUUCCGCGUUCUCGCAGGCUCGGAUUGCGUUCGCUCGAAUCGAUCUGUACCUUUCCAGCGACGAGUACGGCCAAGUGCAAUUGGAGAAUGGCGCAGCCAACGUUUCUGUGACUUCUGCUGCUGCUGUCGGUAGUAUAUCCGUUCGUGACGCUGACUUCGAGUGGCCAUUGCCCAGCAACACGCCUGGUGUCGUGGUGAUGCGAGACACGUUUGAACGCCUGAACAAGAAGGUGGUGGAUGAAAACGCUAGCAUGUACAUCACGUACUGGUCGGCAGGUCGAUGGUUAGCGGCACGGCUUGACAUGCUGUCGGUGGUUAUUAUCGUCAUUGUCACGGCAUAUCUCGUGUCGACGAAUGGCGAGCUGAGCGCAAUGACCGCGGGUCUCUCGCUCACAUACUCGUUGAUGUUGACAGCUGUGGUGCAAUGGGUCACAUGGUCUGCUGACCAGGUUGACAGCGCCAUGACGAGUGUGGAGCGACUGCUGCAUUUCCGAAAUAUUCCACAUGAAGAAGACGCACCCGACUGCACUCCGAUCAACAGCGCUGUGUGGCCUUCGCAAGGUGCCAUCAAGUUUGACAGCCUGUGCCUCAAGUACCGGCCGGAGCUGCCACUGGUGUUGCGUGGAGUGAGUAUGGACAUUCGUGGAGGGGAGAAGGUCGGAAUCUGCGGACGCACGGGAGCUGGUAAGAGUUCACUCAUGAUCGCGCUGUUCCGCAUCUGCGAGUUCGAUAGCGGUAGCGUGGUUAUCGACGGGCUGGACAUCUCGAAGCUCAAGCUGCACGACCUGCGACGCAGCCUCGCCAUCAUCCCGCAAGAUCCCGUUCUGUUCAGUGGACCAUUACGAGAGAACUUGGACCCGUUCGGCGAGUACACGGAUGCUGAGAUCUGGACCGUGUUGCAGCAGGUUCACAUGGCUGACAGUCUGGCCAAGUGGGGUGCGGGGCUCGAUUUUGAGGUGUCUGAGUGUGGUGAUAACCUGUCGGUGGGGCAGCGUCAACUCGUGUGUAUCGGUCGUGCUCUUCUUAAGAACAGCAAGAUCGUCGUACUGGAUGAGGCUACCGCCAACGUGGACACGGCCACCGACGCGCUCAUCCAAGCCACCAUCCGGCAGACGUUCGCCGACAAGACCGUGCUGAUCAUUGCGCACCGCAUCAAUACGAUCAUGCACUGCAACAAGAUCGCGGUCAUGGACGUCGGCCAGGUGGCUGAGUUCGGGUCACCCGCGGAGCUGUUGGCGCAGUCAGAAUCGAUCUUCGCGUCCCUGGUACACUGCUCCAAGACGAAAUCAUGA
Messenger RNA from Phytophthora nicotianae INRA-310, 2412 nucleotides. RefSeq lists its product as hypothetical. The coding region runs from base 1 to 2412 and encodes 803 amino acids. The record is from RefSeq and is a predicted model, not a curated record. Gene Ontology annotation, biological process: transmembrane transport. Gene Ontology annotation, cellular component: membrane. The transcript has 3 exons. Gene Ontology annotation, molecular function: ATP binding; ATP hydrolysis activity; ABC-type transporter activity. Lineage: Eukaryota; Oomycota; Peronosporomycetes; Peronosporales; Peronosporaceae.